AUGGCACGCUCGGGGGCUGACUCGGCCUCGUCGUGGUCGUCAUGGGGCUGGUCGUCGUCGUCGGGCAAGUCGCCGCUCAAGAACCGCCGCCGCAGCCCUACCCCGCAGGCUUCUGCCCUCCGCCGCAUGGCUGACACUGGCUCGUCGCUCACCUGGGAGUCGUCGGUCUUUGAUCUUUCCGACUCGGGGGAGGCCGACUCGGAGGCGGCCGGUGUUCGGGCGGCCGGUGCGAGCGCAGCAGCGAGCCAUCGUGCCGUCGUGCCUGAGUCGACGUCGGCCUCGGCCUCGUUCUCGGUCUCGGAUCUGGACAAAGGUGCAGAGCCGCGGAUGGGCGUUGAGCGGCGGCAGCCGCAGCGGCGGCAGCGGCGGCGGCGGCGGCGGCGCAAACGCAAGCACAAGCUGCCGCUGCGGCUGCGGCCCGAUGCGCGGCUUGAUGCGCUCGGCUUUGUCCGUGGCUCGCCGUCGGCGUCGCGCUGGCCGGACUCUGCGCCUGCGGCUCGGACCAAGCGGGCCGGCAAGUGGCUGGCGAUGGUGGACAAGGCCCACGCAGGAGGCAAGGCGCUUCGGGAGAUGAGCAAAGCCAAGAAGCGGGCGCGCAAGGGCGUGCCGGCCGAGGUGCGGUCGGUCGUGUGGCCGGCGCUUGCCGGCGCCGACGCGUAUGUCGCCCGCUACGACGAGCUGCUAUUGCAGACGCCGGCCGAGCCGGAGCGAGUUCAGAUUGUCAAGGAUCUGCAUCGAACUUUUCCGCACCACGCCGGCUUUCGUGGCGUCGGCGGCCCACUUCAGUCUGCACUGGGGCGGGUUCUCUCAGCAGCUGCCCUGAUGCGGAACGACGUUGGGUACUGCCAGGGCAUGGCCUCACUUGCUGGUCUCCUGUUGCUGUACAUGAGCGAGGCCCACGCGUUUGCUACGCUUGUCUCGAUGUGCGACUCUGGGCCAGACGCGGUCUACGACGUCGGCGCUGCUGCCAACCUCUACGCCACCCCCUGGUUCAUGACCCUCUUCACCGGCGCCCUCCCCGGCGCACACUGCGUCCGCAUCCUCGACGCCUUUCUCGCCGAGGGCAAGAAGAUCCUCUUCCGCAUCGCGCUUGCCCUCACUGCCUACGUCCGCUCUGCCGUUCUCGCCUGCUCCGACAUGGGCGAGGCUAUGAUGGCCUUCCGCGCCCUCGACGGCCACUACGAUUUGUCGCCCGACGAGCUUAUGGCCGUUGCCCUCGACAUCGAUCUCACCAACGCCCAUCUUGACGCCGUCAUUCCUCCUUGGUCCACUACCUGA
Thecamonas trahens ATCC 50062 is the source of this 1278-nucleotide messenger RNA. Its product is annotated as TBC1 domain family member 10B. The transcript is spliced from 2 exons. Bases 1 to 1278 code for a protein of 425 amino acids. NCBI's taxonomy places the organism in Eukaryota, Apusomonadida, Apusomonadidae. The record is from RefSeq and is a predicted model, not a curated record.